Messenger RNA from Penicillium malachiteum, 4662 nucleotides. Its product is annotated as RHS repeat-associated core domain-containing protein. The transcript is spliced from 4 exons. Lineage: Eukaryota; Fungi; Ascomycota; Eurotiomycetes; Eurotiales; Aspergillaceae. The coding region runs from base 1 to 4662 and encodes 1553 amino acids. The record is from RefSeq and is a predicted model, not a curated record.
AUGAUAUAUUCCCAGGGCUUCAAUUUCAACUCUUACGUCGAGAAAGGAGUCGACCCUCGCACCGGCCAAUACAACUGCAUCCUUUCCCUCUAUGAGGUGCCGGCCGGGGUUCGCAACAGUCCCCCAUUGAACCUUUCCCUCCACUUCAAUCCCCUAGGAGGCGAUGAUGUCGGCCUGGGACGGGGCUGGUCUUUUGGUGGCCUCUCCUCGUAUGAUCAGCCAUCGCGGACCCUGAUUCUGUCGACAGGGGAGAAUUAUAAGGUCCAAGAGAGCACCAGCUCCGUGCUGGUGACGGACCAGAAGCUUCAGAGUUUCCGGUUCCAGAAGACGAGCACCACCAGCUACCGCGUUACCCUCAAGUCCGGCCAAGUGGAAUUACUCUCCAACUUCAACAAUCGGACCUCUGUUAGUGUACCCAUCGAAAUCUACGGUGCCAAUGGCCACUCGCUGCAGCUCUCAUGGGUGUUUUCGGGCACCCAGCCCCGGCUCAGCAAGAUUCAGGCCGGCUCGCAGGAUCUGGUGGAAAUUGUCUACAAUGACAGCACGCAGAUCACCACCGUCACCCGCGGACCGGGGACCGCUGAGGCCGCAACAUUCACGCUGAUGCGGCGGAAUGGCCAACUGGCAGAGCUGCGCCUGCCACUGCAGGGAUCGCCGGCUUGGAACCCGACUGGGGCAACCGAGACGAUUUCCUACCGGGCGGGCUUCCGAUUACCCAGUGGAGCGCCCGUCCUGACGAUCCCUCACGUGAUAUCCCACACGGCUCGGCCCUUCCAUGACCAGCCCGCUAUCCAGACUACGUACACUUACUCCGACCACAACUUCCUCGGCUUCGGUGGAGGUCGAAACUGGUCCAGCGACGGGGACAAUCUGUACCUGACCCCUGCCGACUAUGAGUAUACCUCAACCGUCCAGGUCGUGGGCGGAACCACCACCCGCCAUGUUUACAAUAAAUUUCAUCUGCAGCUCAGUACACAGCAACAGAAGGGCGUCAAACAGCUCACCCAGACCACUACCUACUAUGCCCGCAGCAAUACUGCCUUCGAGAACCAGCCUGCCCAAUACCAGUUGCCCCAGACCCAAGAGACCACCUAUCGGGACACGGCCACUGGCGCCUCUCGGAACGAGACCACCCGUUUUACCUUUGACGAGUGGGGGAACGAGACUAGCGAGACCCCCCCCCGAGUGGGGUCACAACCACCCGUGAAUACUAUCCUGCCGCCGGCGAGGUGGACUCAUCCGCAACAUGUCAAACUCGAGACCGUGAUCCCGGCUUCCAGUGGCUUUCCGACCCCCACCCGCGCCCAUAGCUACACAUAUCUCAAGCUCCCCACCGCCACCGCGGCCCCAGCCGACUAUUUCGUGGCCAGUGACCAACGGCUGACCCGUGAGGAGGGGAGCCAACCCCUCACGAUCACGGAAUACACCUAUGUGAACGAGCCAGAGUCCGCGGAUCAUGGCCGACGACAGCAGCAACUCACCCGCGUCUUUAACCAGCCGACGACGAUAUAUCAGUUCGAGUACCGCCAUUGGGGCUCGACAGAAUUGACCGAGACCAUUACAACCACCAGCUUCGACGGCCAGACCACGCAGGAGGAAACCACCUCCUCCCUUAUAUCCGGAUUGACCCUCGCAACCAAGAACCAGGCCGGCACUGAGACCACCCAUCAGCACGAUGCGAUCGGUCGGGUAACCCAUACCAUCACCGCCCCCGGCACCGCCUUCGAGGCCCGAAAGCAGCACGAAUACGCGGUCCUGGAGGACGCCGUUGGGUGGCAAGUCACGGUGACCGACAGUAAGGGAGUGCAGACGCGAUACUUCACCGAUGGCAUGGAUCGCGUAGUCCGCGUGGAAUCUCAGGACGAUGAUGCCGUCUGGGACCAACAUCAAACUUACACCGGGACAUUCCGCGUCGUGCAGGAGCGCCGGUAUAACGCCCUCGAUCAGUGUAUCGAAGAGGUAGACAUCGACUGGCUGCGCGCCAACGGAACGCCCACAAGCCUACGAACGACGCGCUCCCUUGAGUACGAUGACUGGGGCGAGCUCUAUAAAGUCACGAAGAACGGCGGAGCAGCGCACCUCUCCGUGACAGACCCCAUUGCCUUGACCCAGACCGUAGGGAAUGAGGGCGAAGGCCAAACGCGGUCCCAACUCAACACGUUUCAGACCCCGAGCUCCGAAGCUCUCGUGCGGCGCGACGGAAGCGUCGAAUGUACCAUCGAAUAUGCCUAUGAUGGACUAGGACGCCGCUGCCAGAUGACGGAUGGCCUGGGCCGUGCCACGCAAUAUAGCUACGAUAGCUUCGAUCGCGUGGUCAAGACCACAUGGCCCGAUGGCCACGCGAUCGUGACCCAGUAUGCGGCUGAGAGCACUGCAGCCUUGCCAGUGGCCAUCGAUCUCCAGGGCUCGUCGGGCUUCAGCACGCAGUCGUUCGAUGGAUUGGAGCGGCCGCUCCGCACCACUGUUGGCGGCCGCACCACCAGCAAUACCUAUGAAGGUGUCGCCCCUGUCCCGGCCCAAGUUAUCACUCCGAAGGGAGGGCGCUCUGAACGCACGUAUGAGCCGUCCUUGGACUAUGCGUUGACAGGAAGGAUCACCAGCGAUGGCACCGAGUCAUACGAGUACGACAAGCAAACCGGCUCGAUUUUGCAGCUGGGGAGUUCGCUCGCCGCGGCCCGCCUCAGCUACUACCCAUCCCAUUUGCUGUCUAAGGAGACUAUCCAGACCGCAGAUGGGACUCGCGCCUUGGAGUACGUGUACUCACAGGCUGGCAAGCUACAAGAGUAUACCGAUGUCCACGGAAAACAGCAUACGAUCCAGUACGAUGCGUCGGGCCGGCGACAAGAAAUUAAGGUCGGCACGCUCACGACCAGGUUCAGCUAUGAUCAGGCCGACCGCGUCAUCACAACGUCAUCAAGGGUGACCCUGACGACCAAUAUCGAGUAUGACGAGUUCGGCCGCGAAAUUCACCGGAAGUUCUGGACGGAGGCCGCGCUCAUAUUCCAGACCACUCAGUCCUAUGGGGCCACGGGGCUGGUCACCACACGCGAUCGACGCGAUGACAAGGGCACUCUGGUGCGGCAGGAAGCCUUUGAGUAUGACAGUUUAAGCCGGUUAGUGGACUAUCAGUGCCAGGGCACACAGCCCCCGGUAGAUGAGCAAGGCCGCGCCCUUCGCCGGCAGCGCUUCACGUUCAACGAUUAUAAUGGCCUCGCCCAGAUCCAGACCAUAUUCGCGGAUGGCAGCGAUAAUACACAGGUCUACACGUACAGUGCUGAGGAUCCGACACAGCUGAUCAGUAUCUACAACACUCACUCCAAUGACGCGGCGGCCGUCAACCUCGAGUAUGACGAGAACGGAUGUAUGACGCGCGACGAGCACGGGCGGACACUGGUCUACAAUGCGUCAAGGUUCCUGUCCGUGGUAUAUGAUAGCCAGAACCAGCUCCUCUGCGAGUACGGGUAUGAUGCCACGGACCGGCUGGUCCGUCAGUCGAUCCCCAAUGAGCCGGACACCGAGUUUUCUUACCGCGGGGGCUCAUUGAUCGCCGUGACCAAGGGGGACCAUCAGACCAGCUUCAUCUCGGACGGAAACAUAUACUGGGGGACAGUCCAGCAGCAGGGGACUGAGGUGACUACCCAGCUCUGGGCGUCCGAUGCCCACCACUCGGUUAGCACCUGGCUGGACACGCGGGAUAGCGGACAGGUUCACGACCAAGCGUACACGCCCUACGGCUUCAGUUCUGACGGCGCGACCGUUGGCUUCAACGCACAAUGGCGAGACCCAGUCACCGGGUGGUAUCAUCUCGGGACCGGUUAUCGGGUGUACAACCCAAGUCUGAAGAUCUUCCUACAGCCGGACGCCUGGAGCCCAUUUACCUCGGGCGAAAUCAACCCGUACGCCUAUUGUUUGGGGAACCCAAUCAACCGGGCUGAUCCGAGCGGCCACUUCAGCUGGCGAAGCUUCAUUCAAAUCUUGGUUGGUGUGAGCGUUGCCGUCGGCAUUGCCGUCUUCACGGGAGGGGUUGGAUUAGUCGCUGGCAUGGCGAUCGGGGCCGCCGUGAAUGUCGGCGUUGGAGUCGCCUACGACCUGGCGACGGGGACAACGCCCACGCUCAAAAGUAUCGCCUCGGAUGCUUUCAUUGGGGCUGCCGGGGGCGUGGCCGGUCACGCCGUUGGGGGAGCCGGGAAAGCCUUGGCUGGAGCGGCGGGCAGCGUCACAGGGAAGAUCGCGCAGGCAGUCACCUACGAGAUCGGUACGAACCUCGUCACCCUUCCCGGGACUAUUCUAUUCCAAACCAUUGGGCGUGCCGUAACAUCUGCUGUCGCCAACAACAAGAGGGGCGCCCAGACCCAAGAGCCCUUCCUCGCCACGACCGCUGGAUAUCUGGCGGAGUUGCCCAUGGAGAAGCUUCGACGGCAGCAGCGAAGCGCGCCGCCGCCGCCGAGCCAACACCUUAACUCGCAAGCUGCCGGCUACAAUGAGACUUCUUCCGAUCCCGUGUCCGCUCGCAUCUCCUCCCGGGAGACGGUCACUGCCGAGGAUGUCCGCUCGAACUCUUUCGGGGAGUCCUCCACCUACGGUGGCUCCCAGUUCUCGCUGCUGCCCAGUCCGGUCCACCGGGUGUCCUUUACCAUAGACCCAAAGGCGCGGACAAUGUAG